UAACACACGAAAUCUUGUACUUAUUUCUACUAUCGAUUUUAUCAUUAUAAUGUAUAUGUGAUAUUUUGAACACAAGUCGGUAAAAGAAAAAAAGAAGUACGAAUGGGCCGCACUGAUGGCGCCUGCUUCCCCCUCGCUAUAAGCGGGGUGUAGCAGCGCCGCUCCCUCAAAAAGAAAAUAAAAAAAGCAGCGCCGCUCCCUCUUGCAAACCCUCGAGACGCCGUCCCGUGUUCCUUUCCAUCUCGGCCUUCCUUCAACAUAAAUCUGCGCCUACCCAAACCUCAGUCGGCUCGGCUAUGGCCGCCAUCAAGAUGAAGCUCGUGGUGGACAGGUCGUCUAACCGCGUGCUGUUCGCCGACGCCGGCUCCGACUUGGUCGACGUCCUCCUCGCCUUCCUCACGCUCCCGAUCUCCGCCGUCCAGCUCGCCGCAGGCGCGUCCUCGCCGGGCUGCCUCACAAACCUCUGCGCCAGCGUCCGCCACCUGGGGGACGCUAAACUGUUGAAGGGCGAGGCCUGCCACGGCACGCUUCUCAGGCCUACGCACGCCGAUGAAUUUGGGUACGACCGCUUGCCAUGCCCACGGUGCACUCCGUUCAUGGAAACACAACUGAUUCCACAGGGACAGGGACACAACCAGCAGUACGGCUGCAGGUGCUGGGACGUCAUGGCUAGGCUUGUGCAUGUGUACAACCAAGCAACACAAACGGAGGUGUUCUCCAAGUGGAAAGAGAGGUUCGUGAUCAGCGACGAUUUGGUGAUCAAGCCGGCGGCGACGAGCACCGUCUUGUCUUUUCUUCAGAGGUUCUUAGGAGGAGAUAGGAUCAAUGACGCCUACCAAGUGGAGGUGGACGUCGGAUGGACCCAGGUUGUUUCCUUGCUCAGGGCAUGUGUCUCGUCCACCACCAUAUUCACCGACGUGUUUCUCACGAAAAGAACCGAUGCUUUGAUGAGCACAUCGGUGCUCACGAUUUACAAGCCUCGGCGUCAAGAAACCAACGACGACCCUGGUCCGCAGAUGAGCAUCAAGCUUUUCUUCGACAAGGAGGACAGAAAGGUCAUGUACGCUGAGUGCAAGCAUGACUUCGUGGACCUGCUCCUCAGUUUCCUGACCUACCCCAUGGGAUGCAUCCUCAAGAACCUGGCCGGCACCUCUCACCGGUUCCGCAGCUUCAACAAUCUUUACAGCAGCGCCGACGGUCUCAACACGUCUGGCUUCCUGACGGGGCACUGCUUCGGUGACAAGAGCAUGCUCCUGGAUCCUAGUCUAGCUCCGUUGAGGACCCACGGCAUCCAUGGGUCGGAACAAGCAAUUGUGGAGUGGUAUUAUCUCUGCCGCACCGGAAAGCGGCAUUGCUUGUGCACAAAGGAUAAAAGGCCAUGCCAUUUAUGCAAUCCGGGGUUUGUCGACGAUCACACCUAUGUUGUCGACGACGAGUUGCGUAUACAUCAAGCUUCCGCCGUGUCGGUGCUGAAGCACUGGCGCAAGAGAAACCGGGAUAAUGUAGUGGAGAUGGACAUUGCUGUCAGCAAACAAGAGGCUGUCGCGCUACUGCAAGCGGUGAUCAAUUCAGAGACUGCGCUGACAGAUGCGUUCAAGGGGAGGUUUCAGCAGGCAGCACAACAGUUGCCACCUUCGAAAAGAAGAACAUGUUCGCCAUCGGUGGAGAACAUGCAGAUCUUUGUCAAGAUCUUCACAGGCGAGACCAUCACCCUUGACGUGGCAAGCUCCGACACGGUUGCUGCCGUGAGGAGUAAGAUCCAGAUGAAGGGGAAGCUAAUGGCUGAUUGUAGGUUAGUGUACGGUGGCAAAUGCCUGCAGGAUCCAUGGACCCUGGCUGAUUGUGGCAUUCACAGAGAAGCCACCAUCCACCUUGAGUUUUACCCCCGCGGCCUUAUGAAAACAGAAACAGAAUGA
Molecule: messenger RNA, 1916 nt
Organism: Triticum aestivum (bread wheat)
Lineage: Eukaryota; Viridiplantae; Streptophyta; Magnoliopsida; Poales; Poaceae
Exons: 4
Coding region: 297-1916 (539 amino acids)
Molecular function (GO): protein binding
Source: RefSeq, a predicted model, not a curated record